GUCGGCUCUCGGCCGCUUCCUGAGGGAAAGGCAGAAGGAGACAGGCCCCACUUCCAUGUCUCUGCGGACCCUUGGCCUCGCUUCCCGUUUCCCCGCCGCGGUGCCUGCUGGGAGCUCCCGCGAAGGAGGCUGGAUUACCUCUUCAAAGGCACUAUGGCUCGACGUGUGCGCAGCAACAGAGCUUGGCACUAUGUCCUAAGUGGGGUAUGCCGUGACGGAGAUUCGCGGGCAUUGCCUUCUGGGCCCCAUGGUUGGUCUUACGAUUCUGAUGGACAGCAUAGUGAUUCUGAUUCAGAGCCAGAAUUUCCCUCUCUGUUGCCUUCCAUACCCACAGCAAUCCCUGUGACUGGAGAGUCAUACUGUAACUGUGAGAGCCAAAAUGGAUCUCCAUUCUGCUCUAACCCUCAUGCCAUCCACCGGAUCAUAGAUUGUCAGUGUGGAGAAGAAGAUGAAUACUUUGAUUGGGUAUGGGAUGAUCUGAACAAAUCAACUGCAACACUCUUGACCUGUGAUAACCGCAAGGUGAAUUUCCACAUGGACUACAGCUGUGGCACUGCUGCCAUCCGAGGGAACAAGGAACUUGCAGAGGGGCAGCACUUUUGGGAAAUCAAGAUGACUUCACCAGUCUACGGCACUGACAUGAUGGUGGGAAUUGGGACAUCAGAUGUAAAUUUGGACAAGUAUCGGCACACAUUUUGCAGCCUGCUGGGCAAAGAUGAAGACAGUUGGGGUCUGUCUUAUACAGGGCUCCUCCAUCACAAGGGGGACAGAAUCAAUUUCUCAACAAGGUUUGGCCAAGGCUCCAUCAUUGGAGUGCACCUGGACACAUGGCAUGGAACUUUGACCUUCUUUAAAAAUAGAAAAUGUAUAGGAGUGGCUGCCACACAACUACAAAACAAGAGAUUCUACCCCAUGGUGUGCUCAACAGCGGCCAAGAGCAGCAUGAAGGUCAUCCGCUCCUGUGCCACCCAUACAUCCCUGCAGUACCUCUGCUGUUACCGCCUCCGUCAACUACUUCCUGACUAUGUUGACACAUUAGAAGUUCUGCCUCUUCCUCCAGGACUCAAGCACAUUCUACAUAACAAACUAGGCUGGGUACUGAGCAUGAACUAUGGCUCGCUCCAGCCAUCAUUUUCUACCUCCUCAGGAAGUGAUUCAGAUAGUUCAUUCAACUCAGAGACUGAGGCAUGCCAACGGAAGAGAUGCAGGAGGACAUAAUUUUUUUUACAUUGAUGGAGUUUCUUGAAAGAUAGAGGUGGUUCAAGCUGGCCUCCAUCUUAAUGAUGGCACACCUGAAUGCAAUAUCCCCCCCCCCCACCCUUCAUUGAAGUCUUCAAAACUUACAAGCCUUUUUCAGCUUUGUACAAGAUUUACCUUCGGAAGGCAAGCCGUUCCCGUAGCUGGAUUUAUCUCUUUGCCUCUUGCUUGUCAACUGCAUUUCACCAACUUUUCUGGAAGCUGCUGAACAGGACAGUGAACACAUCCUACCCCAAAAAGAUUUAUGAAAGGAAAAUUGAAAAGCCAUCCCAUAUGUUCAGUUGCUUUGUCAUUUGCAACUGUGAUGCCGCUGAUGAUUUAGGGCAUGAGGACAACAAUAGUUAGACAUAAGGGUUCUUAUCUCUGUUUCUUUCCUGUGCUUUUGCACUCAAAGCUUAGACUUGUAACUGAUCUUGUGUGAACCCUACAGUUUCCUUUGGUGCUUUGCAUGUCUAACUUUUCCUAUAUUAAACUGUAUAAAAGAGUAAUUAAAGGACAAGCUUACAUUGA
Messenger RNA from Sceloporus undulatus (fence lizard), 1767 nucleotides. It is a transcript of the gene SPSB3, whose product is annotated as splA/ryanodine receptor domain and SOCS box containing 3. Lineage: Eukaryota; Metazoa; Chordata; Lepidosauria; Squamata; Phrynosomatidae. The record is from RefSeq and is a predicted model, not a curated record. Gene Ontology annotation, biological process: proteasome-mediated ubiquitin-dependent protein catabolic process. Gene Ontology annotation, molecular function: protein binding. Gene Ontology annotation, cellular component: SCF ubiquitin ligase complex.